Argentina anserina (silverweed cinquefoil) is the source of this 2015-nucleotide messenger RNA. Its product is annotated as cytochrome P450 714C2-like. The transcript has 5 exons. Lineage: Eukaryota; Viridiplantae; Streptophyta; Magnoliopsida; Rosales; Rosaceae. Gene Ontology annotation, molecular function: heme binding; iron ion binding; oxidoreductase activity, acting on paired donors, with incorporation or reduction of molecular oxygen. Bases 143 to 1735 code for a protein of 530 amino acids. The record is from RefSeq and is a predicted model, not a curated record.
CUAUACAUCAAUACAUGGAUCAUGAAAAUCAGGCGCAGCAGCAUAAUGCAAGGGUGAAAAAAGAAAAGAAGAAGAAAAAGAAGAAGAAGGCUAGGGGAAGCUCUGCUUAGCUAGGGAAGAAAAUCAGGAAGGUACGCCGGAAAUGGAAGCAGAAUUAGCUGUGACUGCGGAGAAGAUAGUACUGUCAGUAUUGGUGGGUGGCUGCUUGAUCUUGUUUUCAUAUCUGUAUGACCUUCUGCUGCUAAGGCCUAAAUCCAUUAGAUCAAAGCUGCAAAAGCAAGGAAUUCGAGGGCCUCCUCCUACAUUUCUGUUGGGAACCCUCCCUGAAAUGAAGAGACUCCAAAACAAGCAGCAGGGUCAGUCAACGGCAACAACAACAACAACUGAUGAUGAUGGUCGCGAUCGUGUAGCUUCUGUUUCUCAUCAAUGGCAUUUAAAACUCUUCCCUCACAUAGAACAGUGGAGAAGUGAAUAUGGUCCAACAUUUUUGUAUUCAACUGCACACAUACAACAAUUAGUAACAACAGAUAUGGAAUUGGUGAAGGAAUUUAGCUUGUGCAAGUCUCUAGUCCUGGGAAAUCCUUCUAUAACAUCCAAGGUUCUUGGGCCACUAUUGGGACAGGGACUAUUAGCUUCGAAUGGAUCAAUGUGGGAGCAUCAAAGGAAAAUUAUAGCUCCUGAACUAUACCCUGAAAAGGUGAAGGGAAUGAUGAACCUGAUAGUAGAUUCAACAACCUCAAUGCUAAGAACUUGGGAUAAAGAAGUCCACAGUCAGAGAGGACUUGCAGAAAUUAGAGUUGAUAAUCAUUUGAGAAACUUAUCAGCAGAUGUCAUCUCAAAAGCUUGUUUUCAUAGCAAUUAUUGUCAAGGAGAAGAAAUAUUUUCGAAAAUUAGGAAGCUGCAAAUCGUUUUGGCAAAGGGAUUGUUGGGGAUAGAAGGCUUGACCAGAUGGUUUCCAACACCAGGAAAUAGAAAGAUAUGGAGACUGGAGAAGGAAAUUGAAUCACUAAUAAUGAAGGUGGUAAAACAACGCAAUGAAGGUUCAUGCGAGAAAGAUUUGCUGCAAAUGCUUCUUGAUGGGGCAAAAACUUCUGGUAACUUACAUGGCCUAUCACAGAAGAAAUUUAUAGUUGAUAACUGCAAGACAAUGUUCUUUGCUGGCCAUGAGACCACUGCGCUUGUAACGUCAUGGAGCUUGCUGUUACUAGCUCUCCAUCCAGAUUGGCAAGCUCGUGCUCGUGCCGAGGUACUUCAACUUUGUGGUGAUAAGCCUCCAGAUGCAGAUAUGCUUCGACGCAUGAAAGUGCUCACGAUGGUGAUUCAGGAGGUACUGCGUCUUUACCCACCUGUAUUCUUCGUAGCAAGAGAGGUAUUUGAACCCAUAACAUUUAAAAACAUUACAUUUCCAAAGGGUGUGCUCCUUCAAAUACCAAUCCCUUUCUUACACCAGAACCCUGAUCUAUGGGGCUCCGAUGCUCAUAAGUUUAACCCAGAAAGAUUUGCCGAUGGGAUUAGCAAGGCUUGCAAGUCUCCUCAAGCCUACAUGCCUUUCGGAGCAGGUUCUCGUAUAUGUGUUGGUCAGCACUUGGCUAUGACAGAACUUAAGGUGUUUCUCUCUAUGAUGCUCUCGAAUUUCUGCUUCUCCUUCUCAUCAGCAUACCAGCAUUCGCCUGUGUAUAACAUUGUUACUGAACCUGAACACGGUAUUAUCCUACAUAUCCGCAGAGCUUCUUGAUGCACAGAAAGCAUAAGGCUAAUCAUAUCGAUGUUACUAUGAUUUUAGGUUUUGAACUGGAAGUAUCAUUCACUCACCGAAUAGGAGCUAGUAGUGAACAAUUUAUAUGCUGUUAUUCUGUUAAUAAGCAACUAAGCUUGAUCCAUAUAAGCAAUAUUUCGUUUUCCAUUUGAAGAACUUAGGAGUUCAUUUACAGGGUACGAUAUGUCACCUUAUUUUUCAUGUGACCAGGUAUAUCUUUUACUUUCCUGUUAAUGUUAGGAUUUACGAACCAAUGGUA